CUCGCUCGAGACAGCAGCUUCACCACCACCCCAUCUCCACUUCCAACUCGACAGUCUGCACAAUGGCGGCUACGCGAUCCGCCGCUCUCAAGGUCGACUGGGCCAACCUAGGCUCCAAGCUAGGUCUCAAGGGAAGCACCGCCAACUCCCUGGCCGCCUUCAAGCAGCGCAACGAUGCCGCGCGCCGCAAGGUCCAGCAGCUCUCCGAGCAACCCCAAACCGUUGACUUCCAGCACUACCGCUCCGUCCUGAAGAACCAGGACGUCAUCGCCGAUAUUGAGAAGCAAUUCUCCGCUUUCCAGCCAAAGAAGUACGAUGUGCAGAGACAGAUCAAGGCCAUUGAAGCUUUUGAGGCCCAGGCCGUCAAGAGCGCUGAGGAGACCAAGGGCAAGGUAGACGCUGAGCUGCAGGAUUUGGAGAAGACUCUUAAGAACAUUGAGUCUGCCCGACCAUUUGAGGACCUCACUGUGGACGAAGUUGUUGCUGCCCGCCCAGACAUCGACGAGCGCGUCUCGCAACUCGUGUCGAAGGGUCGCUGGCAAGUUCCAGGCUACCAGGAGAAAUUCGGCAACCUCUCAGUGCUAUAGAUGGGUGCUGCCAAUGUUCUAUAGAGCCACAUCCUGUAUAUAUGCCUACUGAGUCUCCUUUGUUGAGUAUGCUUUUCAUGUGCAUGUGCAGCAGAUCUCGACGGUUUCCAUCUCUUUGCUCACCAGUCGUACUUACCCAGCAGGCA
Cercospora beticola is the source of this 733-nucleotide messenger RNA. RefSeq names its product F1F0 ATP synthase subunit d (gene ATP7). The record is from RefSeq and is a predicted model, not a curated record. Gene Ontology annotation, molecular function: proton-transporting ATP synthase activity, rotational mechanism. Gene Ontology annotation, biological process: proton motive force-driven ATP synthesis. NCBI's taxonomy places the organism in Eukaryota, Fungi, Ascomycota, Dothideomycetes, Mycosphaerellales, Mycosphaerellaceae.